Aphanomyces astaci is the source of this 2318-nucleotide messenger RNA. RefSeq lists its product as hypothetical. Lineage: Eukaryota; Oomycota; Saprolegniomycetes; Saprolegniales; Verrucalvaceae. The coding region runs from base 45 to 2285 and encodes 746 amino acids. The record is from RefSeq and is a predicted model, not a curated record. The transcript has 11 exons.
UUGCGAUUGAUUUUCCAAGGUUUUGCGAUCCACACUGAUUUGGCAUGAAGCCGCGGCGAUGCAGCGUAGCCAGGCUUCGGGCGGCGUUCCUCGGUCUAUUCGUGGUGUCUGUGGCGGUGACUUGGUACGCCACCUCAGCUGUGCAUCCAGCUUCACUUGACCGCCGCUCGGCCACCCCCACCAAGCUACAUGCGUUGGCUAAUACCGUCGUCCCCAAUGAUAUCGAACCCACCAAGCAGUUGCAUGUCGUCGCCAAGGAAAAGCCCGCUCCUGCCGCCGUGUUCUUUGCUCGCAUCAUUGGGAAUGCCCUGCCUCCACGCCACGACCCCGCUCGGACGUUGAUCAACCUCCGGUUCAUCCUCGAGAACGAAUUCCAAGACCCCCGUGUGCACAAGCAUUGGGUGUUGAAUCGCAUUCUGAACGACACCGUCGAGCGCGACAUCAUGCAACUCUUGGACCAGCACAGUGCCAGCUACACCCGCCUACCGUUUCUCCUUGAAGAGUACGCGGACGCGCCAUUUUCGCUCUUGGAUCAGGAUGAUCACUCGGAUCACUUGCAUUCGAACGUUGAACUCGAUGCAUGGAACCAAAACCUACUGCUCAGUUCCAUCUACGAUCAAAAGAACUUGUACGCGAUGAGCGUCAACCACGCCCGCAAUGCCAUGAUUGCGCUGGGCAUUGCCAAAGGCGCGACGUGGAUCCUACCGUGGGAUGAAAACUGCUUUGUGACUAAGAAUGCAUGGCAAAGCAUAUCCAAAGACUUGUUUCCACCAAACAUUACGACUGAUGUGGCUAGUGACGAUCAUCCAAACUAUUACGUAACUUGGAUGGACCGAUUAAAAGUCGACAACGACGUCGUGCUGUCGCCCAGUUAUACCCCCCAUGCAUGGGAAGAGCCGCAGAUCAUCUUUCACCGCAACGCCGUGGAGCGAUUCGACGAAGCUUUUCGGUACGGGCGGCGGGAUAAAGCAGCGCUGCUAAUUCGCUUAAACGUCCCUGGCGCCUGGUUUGACUGGGGCUGGUCCACCUGGGAACGGCAGCGAACCUUUGACAUUCCAUCUCAAGAUAUAAAGUCUCACAGUUCACACGCGGUACCGUCCACGGGGUUUGUGAUUCGACUCUUCUCCGGCAACCCGGUGUACGAAGACCAGGCGUAUGGAUACGAACGAGAAAUGGCACGAGCAGUGGCAGUGGCGAAGCAGUUGGAGGCGCUGGACGACCAAGUGAUGCGGGACGUGCUGCAGUUCCACCCGAGCAAUUUGGUCGUGUAUAGCGAAGACCAGUUAUUGCAAGCGAAAGACUCGUUUGAAAACCGAAAAAAAAUAUUAUUUCCACACGUCCACGAAAUAUUAGCUGACGCCGACACGGCGUUGGAGCUACUGUCGGUGUUGUUGUUGCCGUCCGACGUACCUCCAUCCAUGUUCACGGAUACCACGCAAUGGUAUCAUGAUGUGCAAGUGCGUUUUGAAUCGAUGGUGUACAACCUGACAGCCUUAGUCUUUGGCUCGUUUAUCUCAAGCGACGACAAGUAUACGCAAGCCGCCGUCCAGUUACUCCACACCUGGUUUGUUCAAUCGAGUCGUAGUGUCCUACCCCCGCCAGCUACGUUAUUACGCACGGAGGACGGAUUGGUCGUGAUGCGGACCCUGCCUUUAUUUCUCGACACUUUAAAAAUCCUCCAAGAAAGCACCGACACUUCGUACACAUCUGGCUUGUUAUUACACGUACAAACCUGGCUCAGACAGUAUUACCAAGUGCUAGCUAUGGACAAACAACCUGCCAAAUUGAACGCCCCGUCCAAAUGGUUUCGAUCGUCCACGCAUUAUGGCGUGGUAUAUGACAGUCAGAUGGCGUGCCUGGCUGCAUAUUUGGACCAACCAGCUGAGUUUCGCUUCCACGCAGAUACUGUGCAAUCCCGGCUGGUUCAUCUGGCCUCCAACAAUAGCGUGGAAAUGCUGCGGGACUGGGUGAUCAUGGCGACGAUGGCGCAGUCGGCGGGUAUCGACAUAUGGACAUUUCAAGGCCAAGCAUUGUGUGGACACGUGCGUUGCUGUGGACCUACUGCAGCAACUUGCAAUGCAACAGUAGAAGACACAAGUUUGAGGCUUCAAUAUGGAUGGGAUUUGGUGCCGCUGGUUCUGCCCAAGUGCCCUUCGUUGCGCGCGGUUGCCGAGUGUACCGCCGUGGCGUCGGCAGUGGCAACUCAACGUUUUGGCAGCUUGACUUCGAUUCGAAAUGCCCGAAACUGGCACUUUCCGCCUUAUAUGAGUCUAUGGCAGACGUAAUAUACUAAACAAACGUGUCAUAUUGGGUUCAUG